UAACAGCCAUUUUCUUAAGGAACUAUCCGCCUCCUCUCCGUGCUUCUACCUACGGGUGGGGUGCGGGGGAACGUAUUUGCGGCUGCACUCACUUCCUGGUUACGGGAUUGUCCAGCCAUGAGUUUUGAGUGGCCUUGGCAGUACAGUUUUCCUCCCUUCUUUACGCUACAGCCCAAUGUUAAUACUCGACAGAAGCAGCUGACAGCCUGGUGCUCCUUGGCGCUGUCUUACUGUCGUCAUCAGAAACUCUACACACUGGAUGUAAUGGAGGCCCAAGAGAGCCCAGUCUUCAACAACAAGAAAAUACAGAGGAAACUCUCAACAGACACUAUUCAAGUUAUAUUUGAAGAGCUCAGAAAAAAAGGGAACUUGGAGUGGAUAGAUAAAAACAAAACACGUUGUUUGAUAAUGUGGAGGCGACCAGAAGAAUGGGGAAAAAUUAUAUAUCAAUGGGUUUCAAAAAAUGGAAUGACAAACUCUGUGUUCACACUAUAUGAGCUCUCCAAUGGAGAUGACACUGAAAAUGAAGAAUUCCAUGGUUUGGAGGAUUGGAUGCUGCUGAGAUCACUUCAAGCCUUACAGCUGGAGAGAAAAGCAGAAAUUAUUACUCUCGAUGACAGCAAAGGUGUCAAGUUCUUUUGAUGUUUUCUGUGACUGCAGACUGAUCCCCUGAGCGGAUGUCACAUUAGUUUCAUGAGGUGGUGAUGGUGGUGGGGGGUGGGGAGAGGACACGAUACAGUUCUAUCGGGAGGCUUAUGUUUAUAAUAUUAGGCUAAUGCCUUUUUUUUAUUUAAUAUACAGAAUAAAUUAUAAAACUUGUCUGUCAGACUCCCAACUGCAAUAAAAGUAUUUUCCAGCGCCACCAAAAAUAUAUAUAUAUAAAAGACGGCUUCCUUGUUUGUGUGCUUGUACUGCAGCAGACGAUCUAGUUAUACUGAAAAAGCAGCGGUGAGCUGGAACCUCAUAAUGGUUAAACACACUUAACGGGAGGGAGCUGGUGGAGGCUAUACUGCUGUACAUUUGUCUGUUUGAAAAGUGAUAUCAUGUUUGACUACCUUUUUUUUGGCGAUGGCCUAAAGCAAAAAAAAAAAAACAGCUAUGUAAUGUUUUUGCCGCCUGUAAAGUUUUAAUGUAUUAUAUUAUCUAUGGUAUUUAAUACACAAGUGUACAUACUUAGAAUAUAAGUAAGUGUACAUGCAUAUAUAUAUAUAUAUAUAACAAUUAUACUUAUUUGUUUGAUUCUGUGUUUUUUCUCCAUUUAAAUGAUACAACGUUGUUAUAGUCUGGAGUGAAAGAGCUCACACAAGCAAUAACACAGGUAUUUUGUAUGGCACUGCAUUUCAAUUUGAAUAGGUCCAAACCAUUCAGGGUUUUUUUUUUUGGUUUGUUUUUUACUUUAGGCUGUCAGUAUUGUAUAUAGGACUUCUAAGGAAGUCUUACACCUACUUGCAUUAUGUCUUAAAGGGUAAGUUAAUGUAUAGUCCUUAUUCUGAAUUUACAUUGUGUUUCAUUGUAGGUGCUUUCCCAGCACGCUGGUGUUGAGAGAGUGUUGAGUUUUAAACGGUGAUAUGUGUGUUAAUCACAAACGCUACAUUCAAAUAGCCUCUGUCUGCUAAACUACACACUGUACAGCAUAUCCACUCUCUAAAGAGUGGUGAUUGCAUGUUUUUACUUGGCCUGUAAAGUGAUAUAAUGCUGACAUAUAUAAAAUAUACUGUACAACGGAUACUGUUGGGUGCUUUGGUGGUGGUAGGGAGUAAGAACACACAAUUAAAACGUGCUUGUUUUAUUUAUUUGAGUA
This is a messenger RNA of Acipenser ruthenus (sterlet), 1801 nucleotides long. It is a transcript of the gene vps25, whose product is annotated as vacuolar protein sorting 25 homolog. Lineage: Eukaryota; Metazoa; Chordata; Actinopteri; Acipenseriformes; Acipenseridae. Gene Ontology annotation, cellular component: ESCRT II complex. Gene Ontology annotation, molecular function: structural molecule activity; protein homodimerization activity. The record is from RefSeq and is a predicted model, not a curated record. Gene Ontology annotation, biological process: protein transport to vacuole involved in ubiquitin-dependent protein catabolic process via the multivesicular body sorting pathway. Bases 118 to 642 code for a protein of 174 amino acids. The transcript has 6 exons.